Messenger RNA from Nannospalax galili (Upper Galilee mountains blind mole rat), 314 nucleotides. RefSeq names its product lipoamide acyltransferase component of branched-chain alpha-keto acid dehydrogenase complex, mitochondrial-like. The coding region runs from base 57 to 311 and encodes 84 amino acids. NCBI's taxonomy places the organism in Eukaryota, Metazoa, Chordata, Mammalia, Rodentia, Spalacidae. The record is from RefSeq and is a predicted model, not a curated record. The transcript has 3 exons.
UCGGCUGGAGGAGGCGUCUCUCCCAGCUGUGCUGCGGUGGCUAUUUCCGGAGUAAGAUGGCUGCAGCGCGCGUGCUGGGGGCCUGGAGCCGGAACGCUGGCCGGCUGGUUUGUGUUCGCUAUUUCCAACCAUGUAGUGACAUACAUCUUUUCAAGCCAAAAUGUGUAUGUUUCUUGGGUUAUCCUUCACUCAAGUUCAGACAGCCACAUCAUUCACUGAAAACAGCUCCUGCCCUGCAGGGACAGGUUGUUCAAUUCAAACUCUCAGACAUUGGAGAAGGGAUUCGAGAAGUAACUAUUAAAGAAUGGUAAGUU